Messenger RNA from Perognathus longimembris pacificus (Pacific pocket mouse), 716 nucleotides. RefSeq names its product transmembrane protein 223 (gene Tmem223). The record is from RefSeq and is a predicted model, not a curated record. NCBI's taxonomy places the organism in Eukaryota, Metazoa, Chordata, Mammalia, Rodentia, Heteromyidae. Gene Ontology annotation, biological process: nervous system development. The transcript is spliced from 2 exons. Bases 2 to 610 code for a protein of 202 amino acids. Gene Ontology annotation, cellular component: mitochondrion.
CAUGGCCGCGGCCGGGAUGCAGGGGCUCCGCGGGCUGGGGGCCGCCCUGCGCCUGCUGCCUGCACGCCGGCCUCUGCACCACGCGGCCUCAUCGCGAGACUUGCUGCUCUUCGAGCACGAGCGGGGCCGCUUUUUCACCAUCCUUGGGCUGUUCUGCGCGGGCCAGGGUGUCUUUUGGGGCUCCCUGGCUGUGGCGGCAUUAUUCCCACCCCCAGCCUCUGCACCACCUCAAGAAGCCGGGGCCCCCAAACAGGGCCGCUGGGACCUGCGCUCCGCGCUCUGGCGGUACGCCCUGGCUGUCGGCUGCAUGGCCAUCGGAACUUUGGUACUUGGUGGUGGUCUUCUCUUCUCUCUCCGAUCUGUGCGUUCAGUGAUGCUUCGAGCUGGAGGGCAGCAGGUGACUUUCACCACUCAUGGUCCUUUUGGCUUGGGGACUCACCUCACUGUCCCACUGAACCAGGUAUCUUGCAUGGCUCACCGAGGGGAAGUCCCUGCUAUGUUACCUCUGAAAGUCAAAGGCCGGCGCUUCUACUUUCUCUUGGACAAAGCUGGAUACUUUCCCAAUGCUCAACUCUUUGACAACACCGUGGGUGCCUAUCGGAACUUGUGAACAAACCACCUUGGGUGGGGGAGGAAAACCUUAAGGAUUUUAGAGGGGUCACAAAAGAGGGCCCAAGAGUCAUUAAUACCAAAUAAAGGAAUCUUCCAAAAGGCAA